CCGGCCAUGUGUUCAGUCGGUGGCUUGUCGCGCGCCGGACAGCAAUGUUUUCGUGCGUGUGUUCGUCCCGUGAUCGUUCGUGUGCACUCUCUUCCGAAACCGUGUGACAACCACUUGACUGUCAAACUUUGGAGCGUUCACUCUACAGACUAAAUGUGAUUCAAUUUUACAAUACGAGGUCAACCUAUUCGUAAUACAUCGAUUUUUCUUUAGAAUUCAUUUUAUACAAGUGACUCUACAGAUGGGUUAAUUCAAAUAGUUGACAUUAGACAAUGAUGAUAAUUAAUAUUAAUGUGGCGAUAUUUGAUACUCGAACAUCAAUGGUUCGUGAUCUAGAGUGAAUUUAGUAGACAUGCGUGAUCGAACGCUUUCUGAUUUGAUAGUUCUUGCGAUGUUCGAGAAGUAAAAACGCGGGAGGAGUGUUAUGACUGGUAUAUCUUUUACGCGUCAAAAGGAGGAGGAUGCAGCAGCGGGGUGGUUGAUAUUCAGUCGCGAGAAACGUGAAAAUCACGAGGAAGAACGGUCGGUGAAGUUUGGCGGUGGUGGGCCUCAGGCUCGUUUAUCGGUGAUUGGCGCGGGAUACGCCGGCACUGGAAGUGCUAAAAUGCCCCGUGGCCUGCCGACUAGACGAGGCCUUCAGGCUUUGGCACUUGUUCUCGCCACUGCUUACGCUACGAUCCUCCUUUAUCAAGCCAUCGCACCUCGCCAGUGGAUGGACGAGAUAGCGGUUGAGGUGAAUAGUAGAAACAUGCUAGUGGAAGUGCCGGCUUCGAGGAGGAUGCUAAUCAGCGAGGAAUCCUCGGUGACACCUGCGAUCGCGACCGCGACCAUGGCACCGUUCACUACUAAUCUCGACGAUGUUUUUAUCAGUGUUAAGACCACCAAACACUACCACCAUUCCCGAUUGCCGGCUAUCAUCAGCACGUGGUUCCAAUUCGCCAAAGAUCAGACGUGGUUCUUCACCGAUCGGGACGAUCCCUACUUCCAGAACCAAACAAACGGGCACAUGAUCAACACCAAGUGUUCGUCUUCACACAACAGGCGGGCCCUCUGCUGCAAAAUGUCCGUGGAGUUCGACAGGUUCCUCGACAGUGGUCGAAAGUGGUUCUGCCACUUCGACGACGAUAAUUACGUGAACGUGCCACGCCUGCUGAAGCUCCUGGACAACUACAAUCCGCGGGAGGAUUGGUACUUGGGCAGGCCCUCUAUACCAGCACCCCUGGAGAUCAUCAGACAAGGACCGGAACCGUCCAAGCGACCGCAAAAAGUGAAAUUCUGGUUCGCGACUGGCGGCGCCGGAUUCUGCAUCAGCCGAGCACUCGCAUUGAAAAUGACUCCUGUCGCUGGAGGUGGGAAGUUUAUCACAGUGGGUGACAGAAUUAGGUUGCCCGAUGACGUGACUAUGGGAUACAUCAUCGAGUAUCUGUUGAAAAAGCAGCUCACUGUUGUCGAGCAGUUUCAUUCCCAUUUGGAGCCCAUGAAGUUCCUCAACAAGGACACUUUCAGCGAGCAGGUGUCGUUCAGUUACUCCAAGGGGCCGAGAGACGAGUGGAACAUUUUGAAGAUCGACGGCUUUGACAUGAAGGACGAUCCAAAAAGAUUCAGGUCGAUCCACUGCCAUUUGUUCCCGCACGUACCCAAUUGCCCGCACAGAUGAUGACCACCGGAGACCGGACGACGAUGAUGACACGCCUGAAGACUAGAAGGAUGCGAUCUCUACGUUGUUGCGUUUAUUGUCUUCAAUUCUUGUAC
Ceratina calcarata is the source of this 1752-nucleotide messenger RNA. RefSeq names its product Fringe glycosyltransferase (gene fng). The record is from RefSeq and is a predicted model, not a curated record. Gene Ontology annotation, cellular component: membrane. The transcript is spliced from 9 exons. Gene Ontology annotation, molecular function: glycosyltransferase activity. Bases 425 to 1657 code for a protein of 410 amino acids. NCBI's taxonomy places the organism in Eukaryota, Metazoa, Arthropoda, Insecta, Hymenoptera, Apidae.